Molecule: messenger RNA, 885 nt
Organism: Arabidopsis arenosa
Lineage: Eukaryota; Viridiplantae; Streptophyta; Magnoliopsida; Brassicales; Brassicaceae
Source: the annotation of a GenBank genome assembly
UAAUUAGAAGAAUUUGAACGGCUCAGAUUGGACCUCUCUAGCUGCGGCUUAGCUUAAUCUCUUGCCACGUGUAUCCGAUAAUUAUUUAUUUUCUUAAUACUUAACUGCUACGGAAAAGUUGAGAUUAUAGUACAGCUUCCGAAGAACAACGACGCUGCGACGAGAGGGAAUAGCAGAGGAAGACGAAAGAUGAAUGCGCCACCGGAGAACGAAGUUUGUUCGAUAUGCCAUGGCCACUUCAACGCUCCUUGCCAAUCUAAUUGCUCUCACUGGUUCUGCGGAAACUGCAUUAUGCUUGUUUGGAGGCAUGGAUCUACAUUACGGCCAUGCAAAUGUCCCUUGUGUCGUCGUCCGAUUAGUUUGUUAGUUCCUUCUGAGGAAACAGUGAGAAGUCGGAAUGAUGCUACGGUUUCCGAGGUUCUGCACGAUGUUGAAACUUACAACCGAGUCUUUGGUGGACAGUCAAGUGGUCUAAUUCAGAGAAUGCAAGACCUUCCUUUCUUACUCCGAAGGUUGUUGCGAGAAAUGAUGGACCCACGAAGAACGCUUCCACUCGUCAUCAGAGCUCGUGUUUAUAUUGCGUUGAUACUCAGUGCGAUUUACAUAAUCAGCCCAAUAGAUAUCAUUCCGGAAGGAGUCUUGGGGGUUAUCGGUUUACUAGAUGAUCUACUCAUAGCCCUGAUUUGUUUCCUCCAUGUGGCUGCUCUCUACCGAUCCGUUCUCUAUUUCCGUCAUGGUGGUUCGUGAAUCGCUUCGAAAUUUUCACAUCAUUAAUCAUCACAGUUGAAAUACUAAGUAACAUGGUUUACUUGUUUGACCCUUUCUUUUUGACUGUUAGAUUUAGGAGACUUGUUUUGGAUGAUAAAACAAAAUGGUCCAUUCCUU